CCGGCGCUCGCACGCGGGACCUACCACGAACAUCCUCACAUUUAGGUCUAAUUAUCACAAAAUUCGACAAACGAAUUAUUUCCACUCGUUCGCCGAUUUUUUUCGAAUCGAUUUUUUUAACAGUCGGUGAUAUGAUAGUGUAAGUGCAAAUUGUCAAUUGGUGAUGCCUUACGAUGAGUUUGCGAAAAGUCUUAUGAAAAUGGCCGGGUCACGAGAGAGGCUUCUACACGAUCGACGCUUAGAAUACGAUUACGAGUACGAUCGAAAACGACGGUACGACAUUAAGAGAUACGACCGCCCCGUAAAUCAUGUUAACGAUCGUUCCAACAGAAUCGUCCAGCCCCGACGUAAAAACGGCUACGUUUACGAGGACAUUUACUCGGAUUUCGACGAGGCGCAGGGUAGAUUGUCAUUAUUUCGACCGAUUAGACCGGAAUACCUAAACUUGCAGACGACCUACGAUAAUAAAUACAACUCGCUCCCCCGAACCUACUUCUACAAUAGAGAUCAUCCCGGCAAAAAAUACUACGACUAUAGACUGGAAACUCGGAGACCGCGUGACUCUUAUGACCGCUACGAACCUAGCGAACGAACUACUAUUAGCGAACGAACGAAUAGAACGCUGCCGCGACGAUACCCGAACGAGGUGAGGAUCGAACGAGAGAAGCCGAAGAAUGUGGCGAUAUGCAAGCCGCUGAGACUGACCGAGCAGAACGCGAGGUACUGGACGACCGAUCCGCCGGAGAAGGCGCGGAAGCCAAAACGCGACGAAGCCAAGAAGAACGUGAAGUUUUCCGAAGUAUCAGGAUGUAGGAAGAUGAUAGUGGAUGAUCCGGUGUGCGGGAGGAAGGUGGUCGCGGUGAGGGAGCUGGAGGUGUCGCUGGACCAGAUGAUACAGAAUGGAUACUUCGAAAAGCACAACAUACCGAUCGCGAUACCGGAGAAGAAGGAAGAGAUAAAAAGUUCAGUUCCCAACGGGAAGUGCCUAUCGAGCGAGACUCCGGCCCCGCGCAGAUACCGACAUCUACCUCAGCUAAUGGCGGCUCUAGCCGUCUCCCUUGCACCGUUCUCCGCAGGGCUGGGUAAGGGCUACAGCUCGCCCGCCAUCGCCUCGCUCCAGGGUCCAGGGAACGCCACAAGACGGGACUUUCAGUUGACCGACCAGCAGGCUUCAUGGCUCGCGUCUCUGUCUUUCCUGGGAGCGCUAUUCGGCGGUAUGGCGGGCGGCGCGGCAAUGCGGCACGGGCGACGUCGCGUGUUGUCGCUUGCUGCUGCGCCGUGCAGUCUGUCCUGGCUGCUAACAGUGCUGGCCACUUCGGUCCGCAUGAUGUGCAUCACUGCGUUCCUCGGCGGAUUCUGCUGCUCGAUACUGACGAUGCUGUCGCAGGUGUACAUCAGCGAGAUAUCGGUGCCCGACAUCCGCGGCUGCCUCAGCGCCGUGCUGAAGAUCGUCGGCCACCUCGGCGUGCUGUUCAGCUUCACCAUCGGAGCCUACCUCGACUGGCAGCAGCUCGCCCUCUGCAUAUCGGCUGCCCCCCUUCUCCUGUUCUGCACGGUGCUCUACAUACCCGAGACCCCCAGCUACCUCGUCCUGAUCGGCAAGGACGAGGAGGCCUACAAGAGCCUUCUCUGGCUUCGCGGACCAAACUCGGAUGUUGCUCAAGAGCUAGCCACUAUACGGACUAACGUGCUGGCCAGCAAGAAUUUCAGCCAGCGUCAAAGUCAAAUGUCCAGUAGUCAGUUUCUAAAUUCCUUGGACGUGAGAACCGCGAACCGUCUGCUUGGGCCUAUACUGGUGACGUGUGGUCUGAUGAUGUUUCAGAGAUUUUCGGGUGCGCACGCGUUUUCGUUCUACGCUGUUCCGAUAUUUCGGAAGACCUUCGGGGGGAUGAACCCACACGGGGCAGCCAUCGCCGUGUCCUUUGUCCAGCUGCUCGCUUCCUGUCUGUCUGGUCUGCUGAUAGACACGGUCGGUCGUCUUCCUCUACUCAUAGUCAGCUCGGUGUUGAUGUCGAUGGCUUUGGCCGGCUUCGGGAGCUACGCGUACUACGAGGAGGUACACCGGAACCAGAGAAUUCAAAGCGUGAUGUUCCACCAGACUUUGGGACAGAACGACUGGAUACCUCUGCUCUGCGUCCUAGUAUUUACCAUUGCGUUCUCUUUGGGCAUGAGUCCGAUAUCCUGGCUGCUGAUUGGUGAGCUGUUUCCUCUGGAGUAUCGCGCGUUCGGGAGCGCCAUGGCAACCGCGUUCAGCUACCUCUGCGCGUUUGUAGGUGUCAAGACGUUUGUGGAUUUCCAACAGGCUCUCGGUUUGCACGGUGCUUUCUGGCUGUACGCGUCUAUAAGCGUGGGCGGGUUGUGCUUUGUUGUCUGCUGCGUUCCGGAAACCAAAGGACGAGACUUGGACGAGAUGGAUCCUAAUUACGUUCAAAGUUUAUCACCAAAAAGGUAAAUACUGGCUGUCCCUAAUUUUCUCAGAGAUGAUUCAAUCAGAUAUUAACUUUGCAUUAUUAUGACUUUAUGUUUUGGUGGGUAUACUUUUUA
Molecule: messenger RNA, 2544 nt
Organism: Aricia agestis (brown argus)
Lineage: Eukaryota; Metazoa; Arthropoda; Insecta; Lepidoptera; Lycaenidae
Product: facilitated trehalose transporter Tret1-like
Exons: 5
Coding region: 164-2452 (762 amino acids)
Biological process (GO): transmembrane transport; carbohydrate transport
Cellular component (GO): membrane
Molecular function (GO): sugar transmembrane transporter activity
Source: RefSeq, a predicted model, not a curated record